AUGGUUCCCGUUUUUGUAAGAUAUUUAGGCUGUUUAGUCUUAUUAAUAUUUUUACCUCAAACAAACUCAUUAUUUCAACGUGAAAAGUAUUCAACGAGUGCACUUUACCUUUUAAAAGACGUUGGCUUAGGAGAUAUAUCUGGGACAGUAGCGGCUUUUGCAGAUUUCAAUUCUGAUAAAUAUACAGAUUUAUUUGUAUUAAGUUCAGAUCAAAGGUCCAUAAGUGUCUAUUUAUGGAAUCAUGAUUAUAACUAUGACGGAAAUUUGGAUAUUUUAGUUAUGGGACAAACCAAUCCAUCAAGUAACAAUAGAAAAAAAGAUCCGCUUUUUAUGAGAGUAUACUUUGGAUAUGGGAAUGAUACAUUUAAUCCUAAUUUUAUUAUUGUACCAUCAGCUACAUAUCAACAACCUAUUCCAUUUGAUUUUGAUGGUGAUAUGAAAAUUGAUUUAAUAGGACACAGUUAUGAUAAUGGUGUAAACGAACUUUCGAUAUGGCAAAAUACAUAUAAUAAUGGAACGUCAGACUUAUUUCAAGUGAAGCCAUUACCUUUGCAAUCUGAUUCAGAUAUUCCACCUUGUAUAUUGUCAGAUCCACAUUCGAAUGCUUUCAUCGACCUUAAUGGUGAUUGCAGAUCAGAUUUGUUCCUUACAUGCCAAGACACUUCCGGAAAAAUUUCCUAUCAAAUAUGGACGAGCACAAUUAAUGGAUAUGAGUUUAGCAAAUUUGGUGAUUUACCGCAAGGCGUUGGUCAAAUAUCUUUUGCGGAUAUGGAUGGUGAUGGAACAUUAGAUAUGGUUUUUCCAGUAUGUAACAAUGGAUGCAAGAUUCAUAUUGCAUAUAAUAAUCAAAUACCAUUGUGCGAAAAUAAAAAUUCUAAAAAUUGUCGAAAGGUAUCAGAAUUAUGUAUAGCCGAUGAUAAUUUCAGCUUUGAUAUGACAACGGAUACAUCAAAUAGUGAUUAUGUCGUUUUGGAUCUUCAGGACGAGCUGCCUUCUGGAGAAGAUAUUGUAUUACUAGAUCCGGAUUUUAAUGGAAUUCUACCGGUUUCUCUUCGCAUUGGCGAUUAUAAUCUUGAUGGAUAUCCAGAUUUACUUGUGGUCACCUCAAACGGCAAAGAAUCACAUGUAACACUGUUAGAGUCAAUUUUAUGUACAACCCACAAGUGUCAUGGUUUAGCAGCUGCAUCCCAGAGAAGAACAUUUGUCAAAGUGAAUGAUGGUGCUCAACCUCUUGAUAACAUCAAAACUGCCAAAAAUGCAGCUUUUCUUGAUCUUGAUGAAGAUGGAACGAUGGAUAUUAUGGUACUCACAACUACUCAUGAUAAAACAGCGGCAAGGGAUGUUCAAAUGAUACACAACAAUUAUUUUAAUGAUGCAUUCUUCCUUAAGACUCUAGUAUUAAACGGAGUGGGGCACAAACAGAAUUUUGGAGUAAAUUAUCCCGGUGCAGAAUUUAAAUUCACUGUACUUGAUACAUCUGGAAGGAAAAGAGCCAACCAAGUUGCACAAUAUUCACAGAGUGGAUAUUUAUCAUUACAAACACCGUACUCGCUUUUUGGACUUGGUCGUACAAAUAAUUACGUCGAAGAAUUGUUCGUAGGAGUUUCAAGGGCUCAGAGUUCAUAUUAUACCAGUUUAGCAGGAGUAAUACCUAAUUCACAACUUAUCAUCGUCCCUUACCAACCCGAAGGAGUUGAUAAUCCAACCUCGUGGUCAAUCGAAUUGUAUAUUCAUCCAGGUGAUUGGGUACCAUGGGUACUAAUGAUUUUAAUAAUUGUGACGAUAAUUUUAGCCAUCGUUGUAUUCAUUUUGAAUUAUAUAGAAAAGAGAGAAGAUGAAUAUGAAAAAAGAAAAGCUUCAAGAUUUAUUAAUUUUGAUGCCUUGUAA
Molecule: messenger RNA, 1887 nt
Organism: Funneliformis geosporum
Lineage: Eukaryota; Fungi; Glomeromycota; Glomeromycetes; Glomerales; Glomeraceae
Source: the annotation of a GenBank genome assembly